Messenger RNA from Chroicocephalus ridibundus (black-headed gull), 8325 nucleotides. RefSeq lists its product as uncharacterized. The coding region runs from base 2035 to 2799 and encodes 254 amino acids. The record is from RefSeq and is a predicted model, not a curated record. Lineage: Eukaryota; Metazoa; Chordata; Aves; Charadriiformes; Laridae. The transcript is spliced from 9 exons.
CCCAUUUUGGUGGGCCUCCAUUCCCCGUCAGCACAAGGUGCAGCCCUGUUUCUGUGCCUUGCAGAGGAGCCGUGAGGUUUCCUUCUCGCUUGAGAGCCCUGGGAGACCCCGGGGGUACAACGUCGCUGCUGUUGUAAAGCACCGCCCAGUCAUCAACAGACUUCUAUCCUCAGAAAAGCCCCAUGUGGCAUCGCUGUCCCCGUCCUCGAGGUGGGGACGGGUCAGAGGAGAGGUGGAGGAGCCAGGGACGAGGUGAGCUGUGGACUUUGGCACCACAAAGGUGGCCCUUGUUCUCCUGUGAAGUGCGCGAUCCCUCCCACAGCACGGGAAAAGAGAAAGUGGUAUUUGCUUUCCGUCCAUUCAGGAUCCUCUGCGUGAUUGGGGUGUGCGUAAACUGGGGACAGCUGCUUUUUGGGGAUGUUUUCAAGGGAGCUGAUGUCGAGCGGGAUGAAAUGGCAGCGACUGUCGCUUAACAUAGACAGGGGCACAAAUCCUUUCUGCGGGAGAUGACCCGGGCCGUGUGGUGCCCACAACAGACGCGUUAAUUGGUGUGUAACACUCAACAGCAUCCGAGCAGCAUGGGGAUGAGCCAGUUGAGACAAAAAGAAGGAAAAUUGUAAACUGGUCAUUACCCAUUGUAACUCUUUGAAGUCCUCCCAGAAGCAGUCCCCAAAAGCCCACCAAAACCCAGCGGGUUUAUGCUGAUGCCCGCCCGCGGUGCGGCCGGCCCAGGCAGAGGGUCUGUGCCGGGCGCUUUGCCGCUGUAAGCGUCGUUUGCCCUUGCAGAGGUCAGGUUCUGGGAGGCCACUUGCAGAGCAAAUGCCUUCGCUGCGCACUUUGUCCUGGCGAACUGGAAGAACCUGACGGACUGGUGAAGCGGGGACCCUGCAGCCGGCUCCUGCCGGGACUCACUUGGGCAUUUUUUUUUCUUCCCUCCAUCGUCCCAGCGGAACUGUUAGAGUUUAUUAGGCAGACCGGAGCAAUGGCCGUUUCGUAGGGCUGCGGGACAUCCCCAGGCUGCGGCUGCCACGAGGGCGAGGUUCGGAGCUGCUCGGCUCGCCCGGCUGGCCCGGGAGGGAAACUCCACGUCGCACGCGACGGUAGCACAGCUGGAUGGAGGACCUGCCCCCCUCGCAGCAUUGCCGAGGACACGGAGAUGCAUUUUAAUUCUAGCUAGGGAAGUGGGGAGAAGUUAAGUCUUAUCCGGAAAAAGAAAACGAGUCCCUCAAUAUGGGAAAUAUGGAAUAUAAGCAGAACUCCAAAGGUCCUACCUAGAAACAUCUUUCUGAGCCCUUCAGGGUGUCGGGGGUCCCUGUUUCUAUUUACGUGUCCAUCUCCCACCGCUUCCUCCCGUGGUGGCACCUGAGGCUGUAGAAACCUCCCUUCUUGCCAGAAACCUUCCUGGAUCUGGAAACAGCACUUUUUUCGCCAGGCUGGGCAACGCUUGCAGAAUGACGUCGCAGACCCUCGCUCGGGAGCGUUUGCCCUGGAGCUUGAUUUAAGGCCUGAGCUCUCCUGGCAAAACCCAGGAGCCGCUGCUGCGAUACGCUCCCUUGAGCAGGCUGGGGAGAAAAGUGCAGGCCAGAAACUUAGGUUUUAUCACCCUGUAAUGCCCAGAGGCUCAAACCCGUGACAAAAGUCUCACUGGUCAAGGCAACGACUAAAAAAAAAGAAGAAAGGGGGAAAAAAAAAAAACCCAAACCUGUCCUCUCUCGAGAUUACCAACUAAACCACCUGUGAGCUGCAAUAAUUCUGCAAAAGGGUGCUCUCAGGAGUGUUUUUUACAGUGAAAGUAGUCAUAAAUAAUAAUAAAAAAAUGCAUGUGUAUGUGUUUUACAAAGCAAGGGAAAAAGUUCUCCUCUUCAAGCCCGUAGCCUGUGAAUAAUUUGUGAACAAGAGAAGCAGCUCCAUCUAUCUUGCGCUGUAUUCGUUACAAAUCAUUCGCUCGUGUGUAGAUCUUCCUGCCGGGGUGGGAGCAGCAAAUCCUCCUGCAGUUUUUGUCUGCUGGAAAACUCCUACGGCUGAACACGAAAAAUGGAAUGGGUUGGACGCUGCUGGAUGGAGAACCUGACCCUGCCUGUUCAUAUGGGAUGGAGUGACUUGGCCAAGGCCAGCCUUGGAGUCGUUUCCAGAGGGAGCUGUGUGAUUUCCAGCGUCGUCCCCAAGCACCAUAGAUGCAGCAAUUGCAGAACAGCUUCUAAAGAGACUCGGGGCUCCAGAGUUGGAAGGGUUUGUGUCUGUGACCAUCGUCCCUCCUGCAGCACGGUGUGCUUGUGGGGGCAGCUGGAGACCAAGGAUCCCCUUUGCCCGGAGGCACAUUCCAGCUGCGGGGGAGCAGAGCGGGGCUCAGAAGAAUCAGACACUGGUUUGCAUCAGACAGAUGGAGUAGUCUUCUGCUUUGCUGUGUUCUUCUCCAUCCAGAGGGAUAUUCUCCAGGGACAGAGGCCAAGCCCUACAUAUCCUGUGCAUAACUCGGGGAAGCCACGGAGUUGGUGUCUUUGGAUUGUCGAGAUUGCAAAGGAAUUUAAAGCUGGGAGGAAAUCACUUGCUGAGUCUCACACAGCAACAGCGGUGAAAGGCUGGAGUCCUGAGACCUUGCGUCCAACCCCAGGGGCACCAUUUGCUUGGCAAAAAGCUACUUCAUAUAGAAACAUCACGUUGCUUUUGUUUGCGAUGGGAUUCAACUUAUACAAACACAUGAAGAGUCCACCUGCAGCCUACAUCGUAGCAGGGUUCGCUGAGACGCAGCACUUUCUUUCCCGCAGCAGUUUUGAAGAGAACCGGUCCUUGAUUGCCUGACGUGAUGGUGGCCGGCAGAGCGAUUAACAUAUACUUGGUUUGUACUUUCUCGGCUCCUUCCCGAUUUCUUUGAGGAAUCUGGCGCACCAAUGGCCAUAAAAAACCAGGUUAGCGCACAGUAGAGGCUUUCAUGGACACUAAUCUUGAUGACAAAAUUAUUCGAACAAACACUUCUUCUGUCACCAAUAUAUAUUAUGUAAAACCUUGUGACUUUGAUUAUGUGUCUAUAAUACAGAUUAGUCUGUUUGGGUGUUUGGUGCUGACCUCCAAUAAGCUCCUAAAGUAUUAGCAAGAAUUUGCAAGUGACAGGCAGGCAGAGGUGCUGCUCUGCCUAAUCCCGCUCUGGAAACUCUGACUAUGUAUGUCUGAACAGUUUCUGUUGCUUUCCUUAAGGCACUCGAUUAUUCCUUUCUCUGCCCUCUCCCAACUGCCUUUGUCUUUCUCUCCACUGCUUUCACGUAUCGCAAAUGUUGGAAGAUUUUGCUAACCUUAUGGGCUAGAGCCAGGAAGACAGCGAGAACAAAUUUAGAAUAGGAGGCAGAGAAUGUACCAGCUGGGAGGUGAUGCUGUCAAUCUCCAUGGAGACCUCUUUCGUUACAGCUUUGCUAAUUACUCUGUUGAAUUGUAUAGAGUCCAUUUGAAAGCCCAUCCAAGUCAAGGGAGAGUUUCUAAUUGACCAGCCAUGGUGUCUCAGGACCACGAAGAUUGCAGAGGGCGUAGCCCCUACAUGUAACCCAUUAUGAUUUGCUUUUGUGGCUUUCUCCUUGACGGCCAAAACGCAACCUAAGGAGAAUUUAGACACCUUGAUCUGGUCUCCUGUAUGGGGCCACCUUCUUCUAAAGAAGAAAGCCCCGCAGAAACAAAUGUAGACCUUGCCUCAGCAAAACAAUUUUUUUCUUUGGAAUGUAGGUGAACUACCUCCAUCAUCUUGUUAACAGCAUGCGCACUUUCCACAGGAGCCAGCUCCUGCAGGAGACGAUCUGGGACAAGGUCCACAGAAGCCUUUUGGCUCCGAACACCUAGAUAGGACAUGGCCCUACACAGGAAUUGGGCAACUACAUAUAUUUGCCCCGUGUCCUCCAGAUUAGCCUUUUCAGGGCUUGGGACAGCAAAGCGAGGGACUGCAGACACGGGCAGAGAGGAAUGGAGCCAGAUGUCUGGAGAAAAAGCUAAGGCGGCCCCUCAUCUGCUCAGUUUUCUGGGUUAGGACAUCUCUUAGCUGAGAAGGGACUGGGUUCAUGCCUGGGGACCCUACCCACAACCGCAACAGCAACCCUCAGGGGGAGAAGUUUGGAUCCACGGCACUGCAGCUCAGGCUUGUCAUUACAUGAAGCCAAACUGGCUUUAGACACUAAUCCACUGAACAAUUUCCAGUUGUUAUCAAAAUCUAUUGGACUUCUUAACCACGAGUCCCUGAGCUGAUGUACCACCCCCCUCAGGUUCUAGUUCUCUGACUUGUUUGCGCAGAAGUUAUUUGUUUGUCCUACAAAUAAGUACAUUCUUAAAUUAACAAAUGAAAAAAAAAAAAUGAGCCGCGCACCGUGCGUAAUUUCGAAAGGGAGUUGGCUGCCUGAGCAGAUCCUUCCCCUGCAGGUAACCGUUCCCCCAAAUAUCAAUGUCAGUUUCCAAACCCCCGUCAAAUUUCACUCCGUGCUGCAGGCGUGUGCGUCUGUGUGUGCUCACACCGCCUGAAAAAUCUCAUUCUUAGGCACUCAGCUUCCCUCCAGCCCCUGCGGGAUGCUCAGCCAGGCCGAAAAAUCCAUGGGAUAGCUGGUUGCGCUGCAAUUCAGGGAUGCUCCAAGUGGCUAAGACCUGUCCUAAACCCCAUCUGUACCCCAUCGUUGUUGCUUCUCGGCGAUUUGGCGAAAAAAGCCACGAUUUAAGGUCAAAAGAAAGGUGAUCGGUGAGUUCCCUGCAAUUUUGCAAUUCAUUGGAAGGAUUUAUUUCUCUCAUCAAGAACAGAGAAGCUGAAGGAAGGGCCCCAGACACCCUGCCUCAGGUGCUCUUCUUCCUGACACCAGACAGCUGGAAAUUAUUGGGUUGAAAGCUCGUUACCUUUGGCUCCUCUGACAGUAGGUAGAACACAAUAGGCAUCUCCAGAGGAUGAUUUGUCUGCGCUAUUCUUAGACACCUGCCCCGGGAUGAGAUGAAUCAGCCUCCGUGCUGCACGCUUCUUCCCAUGGGCACAAAGCGAGCAUUGGGUGACGCAGGCUCAGACUUGGGAACGUGGAGCUUCGAAUUUAACCUAAUUCACCUACAAACUCUCACGCAGGGACUUCCACGGGGCCAGCACAAAAACUGGUAUGAUAGAAACUCUUUCUCCCAUGUGACUUUGACUUCUCCUCCUGAGACCAUCUCCUCCGCAUCCAAACACCAGUGAAAGGCCCAAAAUAAGCAGCAUGUAUUAGUUUAGAUCUAGGUGAAUAUUGGGCUUGACGUUUAAUUCAUUCUAUCUUUAUUCUCCACCAGUCCUGCAAUUUCCCUGGGCUUUAAUGCCAUAAUGGCUUUAAAUCUGUGUGUGUGCGUGCGCGUGCACAUUAAGUACUAUGUUUAAGGUUUCUGACUAUCCCUAAAUCUUACUUCUAAUGCCCUUACACAAAUGCAGGGUUGGUUGAAAUUGCCAGAAACAUUACUUCUGUGGACUGGGUGUUUCAAGUACGAUCGUACAACUGUAUCACUGUGUAACGGGGAAUGAAGCCUUUAAAAAGAUGUUUAAUAAUAAUUUUAAAUGGCUAAGAACUUGGUUAAAGGAGUUGGGGAAUGAAACCUGAAAUACAAAAGGAACGAAAAACUUCAUAAGCCUUAAAAAAAAGGCAGAAGCAAAGACCAAACAGACAGACCAUGGUUUCUCCAAAAAAGGAGAAAAGAACCAAUCCAGGAGCUUGCAAAAAGACAGAUAUUAAAACUAAACCAAUAGAAUCUGGAAAACAUGCUUUUGAGGACAAAGAAUGGCCCAACUCUCCCCUGUGGUUACUCCCAGCAGCAGCAGGAUGUCCAAGCCAAGCGCUGGCACGUCCCAGCGCUCCCCACCGUUGCCCGCAGGCUGUCGGGGCUGCACCCACGGCUGGUGGAUGUGGAUCCCCCUCGGAUGCUGAACGCACAGCGAGCUCUGAGAACCAGAAAACCACCAACCUCCCCCCCCCCCAAAUUAUCACUGAUCUGAGCUCCACGCACAAACACUCCCGCAGUGGCUCAGCCUGUUCCUGCUGAAGGCCAAGGACGUUCAGCAGGGACAUUUGGGAGGCGAAGGGACUGCUCCCUUUUGUGCAGCCGAGCCGUGAGCACGCAGCAGUGGGUGCAAUUCCCAGCAGCUUCCAAAGGUGAUGGCUGGCCCUCUGCCCCUCUGCCUCCUUCCCUGCAUCCAGCUCCGCGCAGCCCCCGCUGCUCUCGGCAGGGAGAUGUAGGCACAUGUGCCCCACACAGGUACAGCCACUGUGGGGGCUUGCCAAGCGCGGGCACAAACCCAGCUGCCAUAUGGGAAAAGGGAUGGAAGGAGCAGGGAAAGAACCUGGUCUUGGCUUUGCUGGGGUUUUGGUGUGUGCAAUUCCAGUGCUGGUAAACGGGGAAGGCGCAGGAAGGCUCAUGGCGGCAGUGGGGAGUUUUGAGUCAAAGUGAACUCGCUGCUAAUCCUCUUCUACCCAGUCUUUCUUGCGGGAGGAAAUCUCAUGACUGCGGGGAGAAGUACGUUGUGUAACUAAGCAAUGGUGAGCCCGAGUUGCAUUUAACAGGGCUUGGCACAGGCAGGAGAGAGUAGGGUACUCAUCCCCAGAGAGCGUGAGAGAGACCGUCUCAGUGCAUCGCCCGCCGGCUUCGAGUCCUUAAAAGCCCUGGAGCGGCCUUGGGAGAACAGCUCAAGUAGAGGGAAAAAAAGAAAAAAAAAAAAAAAAAAAAGAAAAAAAGCCCCAAAACCCUAAAGGAAUCAGCUCACUGCCCAGGGCUUCCCUGCGCUUGCUGUUGAAACACUGCCUAAUGUCCCUUUGCACUGCGCGGAGCUUUGAAAUCCGCCGGAUCAAAGCCGUGUGGAGGCACUAUGGAUGUGGCGAGACAGAUUUAAAGGCAUUUUACAGUUAUAGCAAGAAGUGCAAAACUGCACGUCGGGCUCCUCUUGCUGUUCCACCGUGACAUCUAGUGGCACUCCGCAGUUUUGCUCAUGAACUAGGGCCGGUGUUGCUGUUUUCAGGCCUGCUCCUGUGCUCAUCUCCUGACCCAGCCGUCUGAGAAGCCACGUACGACUUUGGAAAAGGCUAUUUUGCCACUCUAUCCUAUUGGAUUUUUUUCCAGAUUUAGUAAGUUGGAAUUUAAAGCUUUCAGAGUGCGCAACAGAGCGUUCGGCUUCCUAGAGCGUAUCGCCGUGUCUCCGCAUUUGCGUGCCGUGUCUUUGCUUUACAGCUUUAUGCUACAGAUGCUGAAAAUAGACAAAAGGGGUCACGGGUUAAAAAGUGUGAUCAUUUAAGACAGCUUUUACUGAAAAAGGAAGCGAGUGAAAAUAAAAAGGUCUCGGUGACAGCAGCGGCCAGGUGAGAGCUGGGCUUCCAGGUCUCCAAGGUCUUGGACAAUUUGCAGUUGUCACCGGAUAAAUCUUGUUUGCAAACCAUUCUCUAGCAGAGUUGUUUCCCAUAGAGUUGCUCGUGUCUUUUGGUAUGAGCUGGGCAAAAUUUUUGCUCAGCCCGUUGCCGUCUCUUACGUGAGAUCAACAGCGUGUGCUCUGGUGGUAAAAAAGGUGCCACUGCGUCACCGUGUAACCUCUGUCAUAUUCGUUAAAGACGUCAGGGCCGUUUGUGCUCGUGGCGGUGGCUCACAGGGAUGCAGCUGACAGGUCUGGCCUGUGGGCCCCGGCCCCUCCCGGCUGAUUAAAGGGAAGAUGAUUGGCUGCAACCCAAGUCCUAAAUUAAACGGCACGUUAAAAAUAAUGUCACUAAUAAGGAAAGUAAGCAAUGGAAGAGGCACGGUGAGAAAAAAACCCACCUUAGUGCAAGUUUUUCAUUGGUAGCAGACACUGAUGCUAAACCAAGUUAAAAAGAGGUCCCCAACACAUGCUGCAGUGAUUUAGUUAGGAGAAUUAGAAGCACGAGCAACGUGCCAGAGGGGCAGGGCUGGGAAUUGGGUUGUGGGGGUGGGAUUUGGGGAAACCCUGGGUGAGUUUCGUUCCCAGCCCACGGGCUUUGAACCCGGCCUCAGGUUCGUGUCCGUCCAUGGCGGCCUCACGGCUCCAGGCAGGGGCCGGGCAGCGGCGCAGCUCGGGCUGUCCCUUGGGUGGGCGAGGGUGGGAAGAGACGUUCAGAGGAAACGCUUCGGCUCUGGUGUUUUCAGCCUCGCCGGGCCCCUGCCUCACCCCAGCGCCGGAGGGCGGGCUCCCUUCCCGGCCGGUUUGCCCCGGGCAUUGCCCCCAAGGGCCGCGGCCCGCACCCCGCCCCGGCCGCCAGCACAAGAUGGCGGCGGCCGUGAGGGCGCCGGCCGGAGCGAAGGGCCGGGGCGGCGGCGGGCGGCGGGGCGGAGAGGGCCGGGCGGCGCGGCGCUGAGGAGGCC